UCCGCGGAAACACCACUCGAAUUCACUAUUCAACAAAAAGUAUCUCGACACGACAAUAUCGUUAGCCUUCAUCACCUCUUUCGCCAAGGGCCCCAUCUGUUCGCGGUCAUGGAAUUCUGCGGUGGAGGCGACCUCCUUACAAUACUCGAUGCCGUCGCCCACUGUCACGAUCUCGGCAUCUACCAUCGGGAUCUCAAGCCAGAGAACAUUCUCUACUCGAUGGAUGGCUUGAAAGUUCUUUUAGCCGAUUUUGGUCUAUCGACGGAGGAUGCAAUAUCCGAUGAUUUUAUGUGUGGAACUCCGGAGUAUAUGAGUCCGGGUAAGCGAUUAUUCCUUGUUGCCAUCUACAGACACUGACGGUGUUCUGCAGAGGUCAUCGACGAGUACGAAGUGUAUGAACGGUACUCGAGUGUUCACUACGAUAUCUGGUCCUUGGGCAUUAUCUUCUGCAACAUUGUCACUGGACUUCGUCUCUGGAAUCGUGCCAGAUCUUCGGACGCUAGAUUUCGGGCCUACUGCGAGAACAGCGAAAACUACUUUGUCAAUAAAUACGUGGAUCUCCUCGGGUUCUCAAGAUAUCCUCAAGCGGAUGCUUGCCAUUGAGCCUUCCAGCCGUGAUUCGCUAGAGACCAUACGUUCUCUCGUCGUGAAUCUCGAUACGUUUUUCCCGACUGAGGAAACGUCUACUGUCGGGACGCGGACAGUCAACAGAGAAGUGGAACGGAAUUCAUAUGAAGACCCUCAAGA
Desarmillaria tabescens is the source of this 747-nucleotide messenger RNA. Its product is annotated as kinase-like domain-containing protein. The record is from RefSeq and is a predicted model, not a curated record. Gene Ontology annotation, molecular function: protein kinase activity; ATP binding. Gene Ontology annotation, biological process: protein phosphorylation. NCBI's taxonomy places the organism in Eukaryota, Fungi, Basidiomycota, Agaricomycetes, Agaricales, Physalacriaceae. The transcript is spliced from 2 exons. Bases 109 to 357 code for a protein of 82 amino acids.